GUCCCGCAGCCGGCUUGUCCCCGUCGCGGCCCCGGCGCUUCCCCGUCCCGCCCGCCCGGUGGGGAGCUCGCCAUGGCGGCCACCGACUUGGAACGCUUCUCGAAUGCAGAGCCGGAGUCCCGGAGCCUCUCCCUCGGGGGCCAUGUGGGCUUCGACAGCCUUCCCGACCAGCUGGUCAGCAAGUCGGUCACUCAGGGCUUCAGCUUCAACAUCCUCUGUGUGGGGGAGACUGGCAUUGGCAAAUCCACGCUGAUGAACACGCUCUUCAACACAACCUUUGAGACCGAGGAAGCCAGUCACCAUGAGGAGUGCGUGCGCCUGCGGCCCCAGACCUAUGACCUCCAGGAGAGCAACGUGCAGCUCAAGCUGACCAUUGUGGACGCUGUGGGCUUCGGAGAUCAAAUCAAUAAGGAUGAGAGUUACAGGCCCAUUGUUGAUUACAUCGACGCACAGUUUGAAAACUAUCUGCAAGAGGAGCUGAAGAUCCGCCGUUCCCUCUUUGAUUAUCAUGACACGAGGAUCCACGUUUGCCUCUACUUCAUCACGCCCACGGGGCAUUCUCUCAAGUCCCUGGACCUGGUGACCAUGAAGAAACUGGACAGCAAGGUGAACAUUAUCCCCAUCAUCGCCAAGGCUGACACCAUCUCCAAGAGUGAGCUCCACAAGUUCAAGAUCAAGAUCAUGGGCGAGCUGGUCAGCAAUGGGGUCCAGAUCUACCAGUUUCCCACUGAUGAUGAGGCUGUUGCAGAGAUAAACGCAGUCAUGAAUGCACACCUGCCCUUUGCUGUAGUGGGCAGCACCGAGGAGGUGAAGGUGGGGAACAAGCUGGUCCGAGCACGGCAGUACCCUUGGGGAGUAGUCCAGGUGGAGAACGAGAAUCACUGUGACUUUGUGAAGCUUCGGGAGAUGCUGAUUCGGGUGAACAUGGAAGACCUCCGUGAGCAGACCCACAGUCGGCACUAUGAGCUCUACCGACGCUGCAAAUUGGAAGAGAUGGGCUUCCAAGACAGCGAUGGUGACAGCCAGCCCUUCAGCCUACAGGAGACAUAUGAGGCCAAGAGGAAGGAGUUCUUGAGUGAGCUGCAGAGGAAGGAGGAAGAGAUGAGGCAGAUGUUCGUCAACAAAGUGAAGGAGACGGAGCUGGAGUUGAAGGAGAAGGAAAGGGAGCUUCAUGAGAAGUUUGAGCACCUGAAGCGGGUCCACCAGGAGGAGAAGCGCAAGGUGGAGGAGAAGCGGCGGGAGCUGGAGGAGGAGACCAAUGCCUUCAAUCGCAGAAAGGCAGCUGUGGAGGCUCUGCAGUCGCAGGCCUUUCAUGCCACCUCACAGCAGCCUCUGAGGAAGGACAAAGACAAGAAGAAUUAACGCACGCACAGACUUACAGGUCAAGAGUGGACUUUAGACUUUCAUGUGUUAAGUUGCUUGAGUUACACCUUGUGACCCUUCACCCAUAACAUGGUGUGAGGACGGACUGGGAGCCGGUACAGACUCCAGUGUUUACAGCCUUGCUUUACCCCACCCGACCCCCAGCCCCAGGCUGCCCCUGGGCCUGGUGGGCCACCCCUCUCUAUGCAAACAUGUAAAAGCCAUGAAUGAUGGAAUCCAAAACUGACGAGGUUUAUUUUUUUCAGAGCCAGUGGCUGGUCUUCCAUUUACAGUGUCACUAUCCCUUGACGGAGCAGUCAUGUGCCACUCUAGCGAAGGCCCCAGCCUGCGAUGCCAGGCCUAAUUGUUCUGCGUCGAGAUGGCAGCUCGUGGGGUGCCUUAGGUGCGGCCACAUGUUCUGGUAUACAUGCUGCAAAAUUCACCCAACUUCCCUUUGUUUUAAUUUUUCUAACCUAGAGCUUAAUUUCAAUAAUAACUUUUAAAACACUCCCAAAUUUUUAUUUUGGCAUGAGCAUAAAGAAAAAUAAUACCCUCUCCCAUUAUUUUCAUAAGUAACACAGAUUCCCUGAUUUUUAAAAACUAAAAAUUUCUCUAAACCUUUCUUAUGUAUGAAGUACCCGUACAUACAGGGAGAGGUGGGCAAUAAACUUCCUGUAAUGACAGUGUUUGGAAUUUCUUUACCGAUGAAAGUGGACCAUGAACAAGACUAUGUCCAGUGUUCUUACUGUGAAUGUAAAUGGAACAGCAGCCCAAAGCCGCUGUCUGUGUGGCCCAGAGGUGCUACCUGUAAACACGGACCAACGCCAUGUCUGUGUGUUAUGUGUUUGACUCCAAUUAAGACCCCAAACCAACCCUGCAUAUUUCACGUGCAGAGAACACUCAGAAGGUUUUUAUUCCAAGAUCAUCGUUUCCUUUUUCCUGGCUGAGUCACAGGGCAAAGAUCUGAAAAUGUCUGGUGUAUGUGGACAGCUGAAGAAAAAAAACAGCAGCAAAAGUGCUUUCCCCCUUCUGCUGCCCUCUAAAAGGGAACAUUUUAAGAAAGUACUAGCAGCAUUGAUUUGUUUUUGUUCCUGUUGGUUUGCCAGCCAUUGGGAAUAUGAGGGCUGAAAAUAUGGCCUGGUAAAAUGGGAGAGGAAAACGAAUAGAAGGAAGGCAUUCGUUUAAUGUUGAUGAAGCACUAGGGGCUACUCGGAGUCAGGCACUGCCCCUACCCUCGGGGAGUGCAGAGUCUAGUGCACUUCCUUGCGGGAAGCCUUAGGAAGCUGUGCUGAUUUAUUUUUGGGGCAGGUAGCUCGUUUUCUCAUGCCCUCUGUCUUCUCUCCACGACCGUUUUCCCCUUGCUGCCUUGGCCUGCUUUAUUGAUUUCCACGACCAAGUACUGGCUUCCUCCUGCCCUUCUGAGAUGGUGUUCCACUCAGAGUGGGGCCGAGUGGUGAGCUGUGCGUGCCCACUGAGCUGCUGCCAGAGGAGGGGCUCUGCAUGCCAGGCUAGAGCAGGUCCUGUUAAUGCAGAAAGUGAAAAUUCUCCAAGUGUUAUGCCAUGACCAGGGACGGAUCCAGGUUUCGUGGGGCUAGAAGCUUGUACAAUUUGGGAAGCCUUCUUUAAGAAAAGGAAUAUAAAUAUAAAAUUAGGUACAAGGCCUUGGAAGGGGCCCUGAGGAUUAAGCCUCAUUUGCUUCACAGUCAUGACUGAAAACUGAUGUUUUAGUGUCACCAUCUAAAAAUGUAAAUCAGCGUAUUUAAGGCAGGUAUAAAGAGCCCUGCAGUGCAACGGUUAAAUAAGCACUUGGCUGCUAACCGACUAGCUGCCCUGCAUGAGAAAGAUGUGGCAAUCUGCUUCUGUAAAGAUUACAGCCUAGGAAACCCUAUGGGGCAGUUCUACUCUGUCCUGUAGGGUCACUAUGAGUUGGAAUUGAUUUGACAGCACACAACAAGGCAGAUACUGACUGAGAGUGGCUUGCCUUCAGGGUAAUUAUGUCUUUAAGUGUAUUCACUUGGGUCAAAAUGUGACUUUUAAGAUAGCCUCUCUCAGCUAAUGUAUUUAUGCAGAUGAGGCUCAAUGAUCAGCAGGUCCACUGGUCAUAUACGAGGGCCAACCAGAGGGCUGGCUCUGGGGUGGCAGGUUCUGCUGCCUGCCCAUCACCACCUGCAGGCUGCACCCAGGCAUACUGGAAGGCUGUAAUUGUGCCUGGUUGCCUGCCUGUGGGCCCAAGGCUUCUCAGCAUCUCUGGGGAGACCUGUCAGGCUAGCAUUUUGUGAGAACUGAGCUGCCCUCCAUGGGCCCAUCAGCUUCUGCGAGCCUCACCGCGCUUCUCUCCCCCUGCUGUGUAUGUUUGGAAUUUUAUCAUCUUUAGCUGAGACCAAAUUAAUCCUUGGUGCCGCCUAAGGUGAGCUUAAGGCUUGCUAUUAUUUAAAAAGCUACACCUCAUGGAAUGUGACCCCUGGCUGCAGGGUCUGAUUUAGCCCCCCACUUCUCUUUCUCAUUGGAAACCCUGGUGGAGUAGUGAUUAAGUGCUAGGGCUGCUAACCAAAAGGUCAGCAGUUCGAAUCCACCAGGUGCUCCUUGGAAACUCUAUGGGGCAGUUCUACUCUGUCCUGUAGGUUCGCUAUGAGUCGGAAUCAACGGCACUGGGUUUGGUGGGUCUCUUUCUCAUUAACAUCUAUUGGCAUUAUUAGGACUGUCACGUGGGAUCAUGUUGACAUUUACUGUCAUGUCUUUCAUUAACCAUGUUGGUUUUGGGUAGAAUCACCAUGUAACUUAUUGUCCAAACUGGAGCAUUUUUCAGAGUGACUAUUAGUAAUUAUGUCAGGUCAACAGGUAUAACCUGGAACCCUCCCAGGCACACUAGGAUGUAUGGCCGUCCUAGUUACGAGUGGCCUGAGUCUAGGUGGUUUGUAAUUGUGCACACUGAUCACAUAUGUUUGUGUGUGUAAACACGUGGGUUUCCUGUUAAUUGGGGUUCAUAUUACUGGAUAAGAGGUCCGAGGAAAGCGUGGCUCGCUAGUCUGUUACAUUAACUUGCUUUUCUAAAACUGCUUCAUUCGUUAAUUCAUUUACUCCUUCAUUCAUUGUUUUUGUUCCUUUCCAUUCACUUUGUACUCAUUUUUUUUUUCAUUAAAUUUUGCAUUUAUUUUGA
Molecule: messenger RNA, 4519 nt
Organism: Loxodonta africana (African savanna elephant)
Lineage: Eukaryota; Metazoa; Chordata; Mammalia; Proboscidea; Elephantidae
Gene: SEPTIN8
Product: septin 8
Exons: 10
Coding region: 73-1362 (429 amino acids)
Biological process (GO): cytoskeleton-dependent cytokinesis; intracellular protein localization
Cellular component (GO): cell division site; microtubule cytoskeleton; septin complex
Molecular function (GO): GTPase activity; GTP binding; molecular adaptor activity
Source: RefSeq, a predicted model, not a curated record